Messenger RNA from Pieris brassicae (large cabbage white), 1136 nucleotides. Its product is annotated as stimulator of interferon genes protein-like. The coding region runs from base 279 to 1094 and encodes 271 amino acids. The record is from RefSeq and is a predicted model, not a curated record. The transcript is spliced from 6 exons. Gene Ontology annotation, cellular component: endoplasmic reticulum membrane; autophagosome. Gene Ontology annotation, biological process: autophagosome assembly; positive regulation of macroautophagy; innate immune response. Lineage: Eukaryota; Metazoa; Arthropoda; Insecta; Lepidoptera; Pieridae. Gene Ontology annotation, molecular function: cyclic-di-GMP binding; 2',3'-cyclic GMP-AMP binding.
CCACGCUUUAAGUUUAUAUUUAGUUUUGGGUGUUGGUUGGGUUAAAGCGGUACGUUAUUAAAAAAAACGUCUUGAGAAAAGUAAAACCCCCUAAAAAAUCCUGGACAUCUUGUAUCCCCCUAUUCAGGUGUGAAUCUCUCAAAUGGGCAUCGCUGGAGGAAUCUAUAGAACUGAUGUCUAAUAUUCAUUGACUUACAUUUUAUGAGAGAAUCACCACAGAUUAAGCAGAAUUGAGAACCACAGCUCACUAUUUGUUUUACCUACAAAUAAUACAUACAAUGUAUAAUGUUAAUUUGUCAGAAUACAAUUGUGUAAAUACUAAACACAAAUAUUUUUAUAAGAUGUUGUUCGACAAGAGAAAAAAGUUUCUUUUAUUUGGGGCAUCUCUGGCAAUAUUACUUUACAAUGACAUAAAGUUGUUUGAUCAACAUUUUGUUGCAAUCUUUAUUGCAUACUUCAUUUUAAAAUAUGAAAAAUUGGAGAAAUCUACCAUCAACUAUGGAGUUGGUAUGGCAUGUAGCUUCUAUGAAGGUUAUUUAGCCCAAAUUAUUCCCAGUAAUGGUGCAGAUUUUAUUGGCUUUGAGGAAAAUAUCAGAAACUUUGAAAACAGCCAGGGUGGUGUUGUAUUUCCUGUGAAGAAACUGUUCAUAGUAAUAACAAAGUCAUUGUAUUGUCCUCCUGAUCUGAAGGAGUUCAAUAAAAAGGAUCCAAGCUUACCAUACAUGGAAGCUUGUCAGUCCUUGGGAGACGUGAAAAAAGACCAGGCCGGUGUAAAGAACCGCAUAUACAGAAACAGUGCUUAUAAAAUUCACCGAGCCGGAACCGAUCCCGUGUACCUCGCCGUGGAGUGCGCUACACCACUGCACACGCUGCACAAAGUUCUUAAGAAUCGGACCAUCUAUGAAGAGCUGGGCAGCAUAAAUUCAGAAGAAGUAGUGUCUGAUUUCUGUGAAACCCUUGGGACUAUUAUCAGGAAGACCCCCGAGUGCAGGGGCAAGUGCGAGCUGGUCUAUUAUGAUGACGAGGACCCAAACCAGAAUUUAGCUGAAAUUCUUCUUGACCGAAUCGAAACAUUAAGAAAUCUGAAAUUAUAGUAAUGGAUUGUUUUUCUUUUUUUAAAUAUAGUGUUCAUUUUA